Eublepharis macularius is the source of this 2886-nucleotide messenger RNA. RefSeq names its product RAB1A, member RAS oncogene family (gene RAB1A). The coding region runs from base 387 to 1004 and encodes 205 amino acids. NCBI's taxonomy places the organism in Eukaryota, Metazoa, Chordata, Lepidosauria, Squamata, Eublepharidae. Gene Ontology annotation, molecular function: GTP binding; GTPase activity. The transcript has 6 exons. The record is from RefSeq and is a predicted model, not a curated record.
GCGGGAGGGGGCUGCCGGGAAACGGAGUCCUUCGCCGGCUCUUAGUGGAAGCCGCCUCUGCGGCGAGAAACUCGGUUUCCCAUAACGCCCAGCGAGGGCCCCCUGCCGCCUCCCGACCGUCAUGUAAGCCUCCACCCCGCACUGAAGGCCGCUCUGUUUCCUGGUUCGGGGGCCGGCGGCCAUUUUGGGUCCGAGUCGCCGAAGCGGAGGCCGCCGCUGCCGCCUGUGAGGAGGGGGGGAGCCGAGCCCGGCGCGGAGGGAAGGCAGGGAGACGCCGGACAGCGCGCCGGACCCCGCGAGGAGCCGCCGCCGCCCCCGGAGGGUCUGGCUGCCGCCUGCGCCGCGCCGCGCCCUCGACCUCCACAGGCCGCCGGGCCCCCGCUGACAUGUCCAGCAUGAACCCCGAAUAUGACUAUUUAUUCAAGCUGCUUCUGAUUGGAGAUUCCGGUGUCGGGAAGUCUUGCCUCCUCCUUAGGUUUGCAGAUGACACCUACACGGAAAGCUACAUCAGCACAAUUGGUGUGGACUUUAAAAUCAGAACUAUAGAAUUAGAUGGGAAAACAAUCAAGCUUCAAAUAUGGGACACAGCAGGGCAAGAAAGAUUUCGAACAAUCACUUCAAGUUACUACAGAGGAGCUCAUGGCAUUAUAGUUGUGUAUGAUGUUACGGAUCAGGAGUCUUUCAACAAUGUAAAACAGUGGCUGCAAGAAAUAGAUCGUUACGCCAGUGAAAACGUUAACAAAUUGUUGGUAGGGAACAAGUGUGAUCUGACCACAAAGAAAGUAGUCGACUACACAACAGCGAAGGAAUUUGCAGAUUCCCUUGGGAUUCCCUUUUUGGAAACCAGUGCAAAGAACGCAACAAACGUAGAACAGUCUUUCAUGACCAUGGCCGCUGAGAUCAAAAAGCGGAUGGGGCCCGGCGCGACGGCUGGCGGUGCCGAGAAGUCCAACGUCAAAAUCCAGAGCACUCCAGUCAAGCAGUCCAGUGGAGGUUGCUGCUAAAACUCGCCUCCCACCUUGUCUCUCAGCAAUGAAUCUGAACCCAACUGCAAAUUUAAAAAUAAAGCCUGAAAUUGUACUGUAUGUAGCUGCACUACAAACAGAUUCUUAUCGUCUCCACAAAGGUCAGAGAUUGUAAAUGGUCAAUACUGACUUUUUUUAUUCCCCCGAUUCAACAAAGCUAACUUCAUUUUCAGAAAUGUGUUAAACCUUUUGUGUGCUGGUUUAUAAAACGCGUGUAAUCCUCGUUGCUUUUUCUUAUAUCAGACUGUUUCCUGUGGUUGGCUAAACUUGGAAUAUAUUUUUUUUGUUCUGAUUAUAUUGGCAUGUUUAGAUGUCAGGUUUAGUCUCGGGUUUAGCCUUCUGAAGAUGAAGUUGAGCCCGUUUUUGUAUCCCCAACAGCACAACCACGUCUGCCAUUUUUCCAUGCACAAAAGUUCUGUAAGACAUUCUGUGUAAGAUCAGAUUUGCUAGUUUCUCCUUGUAGAGUUGUAAAUGGAGAAACAGCCAGCGACCUGGAUCCACGAGCCACGCUGAUUCAGUUCCACACACCCAACGGGAGGCAGGAAGGUUUCUCAACCCGCAGCCCCUCUCUCCCCCUCAAUGCCUCUGAGCAGAGUUUGACAAGCAGUUCCUGAUCUGGCGUAGGGGGCUGCAGUUCCGAGGGAAAUGGCGGGAGGGGGGAGGUUGCCCCAGGCUUUCACCUGUGCUCAAGUGGCUCUGGGAUCCCUGCCAUUGACUUCUUCAUCCUACUCUACGUAUAAUUUGUGGCUGCAGAAUAUUGUCAUUUGUUGCACAACAUGUAACAAACCGAAGAAAUGUUUAAUAAAUAUUGUACUUAUUGGAAGUAAAUAUCAAACUGUAUGGUGAUAAGUAUUGUCUUAAUUCUCACGGCUAAGGGGAAGGGCUUGCAUUGUGCCCCCAAAUGUUCCUUUUAAUGUGCAGCAAAGGCACUCUAGAACCUUCCUUAGAUCAGAUCCUCUUCUCCUAGCAGCUAACUAGCAAGCACACCCUCAGUGACUAAGUUGUCAUGAUGUUUCUGGCAUUUGAUAAUCCUGGGACAAACAACUUAGCUAAACGUUGUUUAUAGGAUCAUAAUCACUAACUCUGCCAUUCUUUCUGUCUCCCACCCCACCCCUAAGUGUCUGGAUCUGUUUCUAAAUGAUUUCAUUUAGAAAUAAUUUGUCUUUUGUUUUGCUCUGUCGUAGAAGAGGAAAACAGUAUUUUUCCUAACAUAUGAAUGACUUCAAACUAACAAGGUGAUGUUAACUCCGGCGCUAUGUUAUGUCUUUUCUAUAUAAUGUUACUUCCAUUGUCUCACAAUCAAACUGUUGACUUUAAUAAAACUUAGUGCAAUUUAUUGGUUGGCUUGGUUAUGCCCAAAGGCACGAGGAAGCUGGAAUGGUGGGAACUGGUAAGAAGUUAAAGAGAUGGGAAGAUUAUUGUGUAACGUUGCAUAUGGAAGAGAAGCUCUUCAAUACAAAAUGGGAGUUUGAGUAGUAGAAAUUUUGUACAGAGAGACUAAUCCAUUAGUGCCUGACAUCUGGGAUUAUAGUUACCAACUUGAUCAGAGACUGCAAAUCUCUCUUUUUUUUUUGCAAAAGAUUUGUUCAAAACUGCCAUUACGGCUUUUUUUUUGUAUGAAGAAACACCCAGAUGUGACUGCAAAACCCCCCCUUGGGUAUGUUGGGAGGCAAGUGUUGUUAGCAAAUCACUAAAAAUGGAAGCUGCCUCCCAGGAAGUGGGGGACGGCCAUUCGUGAUCUGCCUCCACCGCUGAAAUGUAGAGUCCUUUAAGUCUUCAUACUGUUGUCAGAAGAUUGAAAUUAUUGAAACUUUGAAUUUGCUCUCCUGAGAAUUUCACAAUAAAGUGUACUUCAUAAUGA